AAAAUGAAAAAUAUUUAUGGUUGGAUAGAAAUUAUUUCAAACCCUGUUAUUUUUGGAGAUCAAGACGGACUAGUCGUUCAGCAUGUUGACCUGCCCGUAGUAAAAAAUGAAUUGUCAAUAACAUUUAGAAUAAAACUACAAAGUCAUAUUUCUGACUGGGCAACCAUUUUUCAUAAAGGCACCGAUCGUCUUAUCCGUACUCCAGGACUCUGGUUGACAGCAGACAAAUCUGCAAUGUAUCCUCGAUUCACAGGCGAUUGGAAUACAGAUGCUGGGUUUACUAUGACUGAUGAACUUGUAUUGCAAAAUUGGUAUCAUAUAGCCUAUACACUUUCAGACGCUAAAAAAAGGUUAGAUGUCUACAUAAAUGGUGUUUGGUCUGGAUUCUUCAGCAUCCAAGAUGUUAAAAGACAAACCGUUAUUUUUAAUGAUGGGCCACUGUAUAUCGGAAAAUCUCCUUUUCACGGUGGAUUUAGUGGCGAAAUUAGUAAUUUUCGUUAUUUCAACUGGCAAUUAUCUGCUAAUGAAGUGAGUGAAGAUUUCGGCGUUGCAGAAAAUCUUAUUUAA
This is a messenger RNA of Dentiscutata erythropus, 567 nucleotides long. The record is from the annotation of a GenBank genome assembly. Lineage: Eukaryota; Fungi; Glomeromycota; Glomeromycetes; Diversisporales; Gigasporaceae.